UUGUCGCAUCCUGCUGUUACUGUGUCAGUGGAAGCACAUAAUGCAGGUGGAGGGAUGUUAACAUGCACCCCAUGAUCUCUAGCAGCCCCCCAUGAAGUUGACACAAACAUAGAAAACAUUUUCCUUGCUAUGCAAAUGAGGUUUCAAGGACAAAGUUCUGGCAUUUCUUCCAAAAAGAUUUAAACUCUUAAAAUCCCUCUAUAUAGAAAUCCUAGAGUAACCUUGUAACUGUUUAAAGUAGCUUUGAACAAAGGGUGUUUGGUAUGAGCUCCAUAAGGGCAAGGGCUUAGCUUGUUUUAUUUAUUGUUCUUUCUACAUCUCCCAGUACAGUGUCUGGAAAUAUGAUAUGUUUGAUAAAUAUUCAUUGAAUAAAUCAGGAAGGGAGAUAGAGACGAAAGAGCAGCCAACCCUUCUAACCUCACAAACUCAAACUGAGGAAAAGAAAUGCAUAUCUCUUUACCAGGAAAAAUAAAAAUAGUGUAAAUAUUUCUUUGGUUCUUACUAUCCUGUUGCCUUCACAGGUGAGACCAAUGAGGAUCCUGAAGACCAGUAAUAUCUCUGGAUCUGUGAGUGAGUUCAUCCUCCUGGGCUUCCCCUGCCGCAAAGAGAUCCAGAGGCUCCUCUUUGUACUCUUCUCCCUCAUCUACCUCCUGACCCUCAUGGGCAACUUGUCCAUCAUCUGUGCUGUGUGGUCAAGCAGGAAACUCCACAAGCCCAUGUACAUCCUCCUGGCCAACUUCUCCUUCCUGGAGAUCUGCUAUGUCAGUUCUAAUGUGCCCAAAUUGUUGGCCACCAUCAUCUCCCAGACCAAGAGCAUCUCCUAUGCUGGCUGCCUGCUCCAGUUCUACUUCUUCUUCUCCAUGUGUGCUGCUGAAUGUUUAUUUCUGUCAGUGAUGUCUUUUGAUCGAUUGCUUGCUAUUUAUAGACCUUUGCACUAUCCCACCGUAAUGACCCAUGACUUAUGUGCCCAGUUAGUGGUUUUCUGCUGGGCAGGUGGCUUUCUCUGGUUACUGACCCCUUUGACCCUAAUAUCUCAGGUGCCCUUCUGUGGUCCAAACACCAUUGACCAUUUUCUCUGUGAUCUGGCACCCUUACUGGCAUUGUCCUGUGCUCCAGUAUCUGGAACUACUCUGACCUGUGGUAUUAUUAGCUCUCUCAUUAUCUUCCUCACCUUUCUGUACAUCCUUGGCACUUACUUCUGUGUCCUCAGAGUGGUGUUACAGGUGCCCUCAGGCUCCGGGAGGCAUAAGGCUUUCUCUACUUGUACCUCCCACCUUGCUGUGGUGUCCUUGUUCUAUGGCUCAGUCAUGGUGAUGUAUGUUAGCCCAGGUUCUGGGGACCAUCCUGGGAUGCAGAAAUUUGUGACCUUGUUUUAUGCUUUGGCAACACCAUUCUUUAAUCCCCUGAUCUAUAACUUCCAGAACAAAGAUAUGAAGGAGGCAUUAAAGAAUAUUCCAUAUGUAUUUUUGUGGGAAAUUUCUUAAGGAUUCAAGAGUUGAGUUCAAUAAUUCAUCAUUGAUAUUUAGGAAGAUGAAAGAUCAUGAGACAAAUGAGACCACACUGUUUU
This is a messenger RNA of Loxodonta africana (African savanna elephant), 1567 nucleotides long. RefSeq names its product olfactory receptor 11G2-like. Gene Ontology annotation, cellular component: membrane. Gene Ontology annotation, molecular function: G protein-coupled receptor activity; olfactory receptor activity. Lineage: Eukaryota; Metazoa; Chordata; Mammalia; Proboscidea; Elephantidae. The transcript has a single exon. Gene Ontology annotation, biological process: G protein-coupled receptor signaling pathway. The record is from RefSeq and is a predicted model, not a curated record. The coding region runs from base 531 to 1484 and encodes 317 amino acids.